Messenger RNA from Parascedosporium putredinis, 441 nucleotides. The record is from the annotation of a GenBank genome assembly. NCBI's taxonomy places the organism in Eukaryota, Fungi, Ascomycota, Sordariomycetes, Microascales, Microascaceae.
AUGGACAGCGAUGAUCUUUCCGAUCUAUCGUCGCUCUCCUCCCUUUCCCCACCGCCUCCCAGCGAUUCGGAAUCGGAGCAGGAGACGAAGAAGACGGGAAUCCUCAAGUUCUUCACCAAAUCCAAGGGUAAAGCUGCCCGCGAGAAAGAACCAUCUCCUCCACCCCGAAAACGAGAGCCUUCUCCCGCCCACGAAUUCGUCUUUGCCGAUAAUCCUGAUAUUGCUUUCAUUGUGAUGUUUAGGAAUAGAUUCGAUGAGGCCUUUCCACGAUCGCUCGCGUCCUUUGGGCCCCAAGAGCUCGAGUACGACAUUACGGAACCCGUUCCGGGGAGUCGCGCCGAAGCGUUCCUGUGCGCAGUCCUUGGACUUUUGCUCAAUCGCAAGCAGGAUGUCAAGUAUGUCGCCGCUCUACGUUUUCGCGCGAGCCUCGAGCUAUCUUGA